Molecule: messenger RNA, 813 nt
Organism: Microdochium trichocladiopsis
Lineage: Eukaryota; Fungi; Ascomycota; Sordariomycetes; Xylariales; Microdochiaceae
Exons: 2
Coding region: 1-813 (270 amino acids)
Source: RefSeq, a predicted model, not a curated record
AUGCGGCGCGGCGGCUCGGGGAGUAAGACGAACGCGUCGAGAUCGCUCCAGCUCACUGUCAACAAGGACGUCGCACCCAUCUCCGAGGCUAAUCUUCUGAAAAUCAUCCACCACGCAAACAAAAAGUAUCGCGUGGAAGAGAGCGACACUGCGGAGCGGAUCGCCGAUGAGCUUGCAAUCACCAGCCACCAGACAGCAGCCGAGGCACUGGACACUGUAGACGUCGUAAUUCGGCACAACUUCCGCACAUCGAGAUUAAUGAACGGCCUGCCCUCUGUGGAUGUCAAAUACGAAGAUUGCGUCAGUAACCUUGGCAUUGCCAGCGAGGUCGAGGACGAGGGAAAGCCGCGCUGGGACAACCUCCAGUUCAACAAGCGAGGCAAACUGAGAGUCCGCGCCCAUCAGAUACGCGACGCGACAAAAAUCAUGAAGAUGCUGUUAUCGGCAUUGCGAUCGUGCUUGCUGGCCAACGAUGUUGGCAGCGGCAAAACCAUUACAUCUGGUCUAGCUAUUUGGGCGCAUUGGCGCCACCAACACAGUUUGUGGGAGGCAGCCAAGGACCCAGCUGCCGGAAUACCUCGCGUCGAAUUCCAGCCGUCGCUCUACUUCGUCCCAGCCAAUCUGCUAACGCAGACAUACGAGGAGCUUCGUGACAAAUUUGCGGGCCUCUUUGAUGGUCGGCUACUAUAUGGCUCUCUCAGCACUUCCAUGGAAGAUCAGGUGCGGAAGGAAGCGACCUUUUCUAGCGACGCCUGGAAUAAAUUCACACUCGAGGUGGUCAACAAGAAGGACGACCCGACAUUAGGCAGGUGA